Messenger RNA from Malaya genurostris, 1323 nucleotides. RefSeq lists its product as uncharacterized. The record is from RefSeq and is a predicted model, not a curated record. NCBI's taxonomy places the organism in Eukaryota, Metazoa, Arthropoda, Insecta, Diptera, Culicidae. The coding region runs from base 162 to 1112 and encodes 316 amino acids. Gene Ontology annotation, cellular component: nucleus. Gene Ontology annotation, molecular function: zinc ion binding. The transcript has 2 exons.
UCAAAUUAAAUUUGUUUGUAUACAUGUUACCGUCUUCCUGAAUUUUAUUUUAAACAUUCCUACGAAUUUUAAUGACUAUUUCAUUGAAUUCACUUGUAAAAAACAGCAACGUACCGAGCUAAGGUCAAUUCUCACAUCGCCAUAUCGAAGAACCGUCAAUAAUGGAUCCGUUAAUGUGUCGCCUCUGUCUUACGCCGAAUUCCGGUACGGUUGCCCUGUACAACCAACGCACAAUGGAACCGAACAUCCUGCUCAUUCAGAAGGUGGUCGAGUGUACCUCCAUUAAGUUAAACGUAACAGACGACUACCCGUCGUCGGUUUGUUCGGAUUGCAUUCAGAAACUAAACGAGUGGUCCACGUUCAAAAUUCAAUGUAUCGUCAACAAUGAUUUUUAUCGGAAGAAACAGGCCGAAUUGCGAAAACACAUGAUUAAUAUUAAUCAACAAGCAACGGAAGUCGUCUGUUUGGAUGACGAUAGCGACGAUGAGCUGCCACAUGCAAAGGAACCGCCUUCCAAAAAACCUAAGGUCGAGGAAGGCAUUCUGGUCGCCGAUGACGAUGAGAGAGAUGCUUGUGGAAAGGGUCAACUCGUUGCCAAUCAUGGAUCUGUCAAUCCUAUGUUCUACGGAGAAGAUUGCGGUCAACCGGGUAUGGACCCGUAUGACCAGGAUGAUGCAUCACUGGAUGACUACGAACUCGUUGAAGGGCAAGAAAUAGAGCAAUAUCCACUGGAACAGCAGUAUUCGAUGGACAGUACUGCGAUUCUUUCUUCGAUUCUACUGGACGAUGAAGAUAGCAGUGGUUCCCUGCAGGAGGCCGAGCCGGGUCUGUACGAGAAAGAUCUUUAUGGGUGCAACUAUUGCAAACGACGCUAUUCCUCCGAACGGAAGCUAAGGACACACGAGAAGUUACACGCCGAAAACCGUAUGAAAUGUCCCGUGUGCGGAAAAUGGAUCGUACUGCAGCUGGUGCGCCAUCUGCGGUCACAACACCCGGGACAAGUUUUCCCGGAACCGGUACGCUGCUGGCACAGUAAAUGCGUCCACUCGCCUGUCCUGUAUCGCGACGUCGAAGAACUGCUGGCACAUAUGGACACUAAACGGCGGAAGUAGAGCCGAGAGAGAGAGAGAGAGAAAAACUGUGCGCCCAGGUUUACACCCUGGUCUAAAUAGUAUUAUCUGCUGCAAUUACGAAUACUCGCGCUUAACCGGGUUCGGUUAUUGUGCAAUCCUUAUUUUUACAGACAUACGAACUGUAUAACUACGUUUAAAAGCUUGUAAGACUAGCGAGAGUAAACAAUAAAAAUUAUAUAUUGACUAAUGA